AUGGGCUGUGCCGGCUCGGUAUCGAAGCAAUCGCUUCACGAUGAGCUGGAGGCCACAGAGCGGGAAUUGGAAACAGAACGCCGAAGGCUCCAGGAGAAAGAUUUGCAGAUCGCCAGCGUGUCAGAAUGCCUGCAGCGGCAAUUGCUGGCUUCGGAACAGGAAUCUGCAAAAUCUCGCUCACUGGAAGACUUGCACUCCGAGUUGCAGGCCAAGCAGCAAGUACAUGCAGAAGCUUUACGUUCCCAGAAGGAAAGACUCUGCAGGAACCACGAGGAGGAGUUGCAAACAACACUCAAGGCUCGAGAAGAAGAGCUUUGUCGCAGUCUUGGCGAUCAAGAGGAACGUGCUCGAGCAGAGGCGGCCAGCCGAUAUGAAGCAGAAGAAGUGGCCAAAGCAGAAGUAGCAGCCAGAAUGUCUGAGGUCGAGGCCGCAGCUCAGAAGCAAGCCCAACGACAUCGUGCAGAGGUGGAGGCAGCCAGAAGUGAGCUUCACAUGCUUAAAAGCCAGGUUGCUCCUCUCCGGGCGGAGCAUGUUGAGGCUACGGAGAUGUUGCGGGAAGCCCGAAAGUCUCUCAAAUCGGAGCAGGAGGAACGUGCAUCUGGCAGACACGCGACGGCUUUGGAGGAUCGCUUGGCAGAGGCCCAUCGUGAGCACGAGCGUGCUGAGCAACGGCAUGGUGACGUGACUUCGUUUUUCAAGGUUCAGCUGCGAGACUUGCAUGAAGAGCUCCAGACACGUGCAGAGGAUUUGCGAGAGCGAGAUGCAGUUGUCCUUCGCAGAGACCAGGAGCUGGAUGAAGUUAACGGCCAGCUAAAGGAUUUGCAGGGCCUUUUCGACGAAGUGAAUGGGCAGCUUCAGCACGAAUGUGGGCGCAUCGAGCGUCUGCAAGGUGCGGUCACACAGUGUGCGAAGCAAGCCAAAGAAUUGGACUCCUUGCAGAACAUGCUGGAGGAAUCCCAUCGCAUGCUCGCGCAGCUGCGUGAAACUCUCGAGAAGGAAAGAGCCGAGCGGAUGAGGGUAGCGUCACUCCUGGAGCAUGAGCAGCAAAGGACGCAACUGCUGCUGGACGUUCUGAAGCAUUUCAAGGAGAAGCUUCAGGGUCUCACUCCGCAGAUGCUGCUUAGUCGGCUCGGCGUCAGCGAUCCGAAGGCGUUGCUGUCAAGCCCAACGCUGAACAAGUUGAUCAGCGAAGCAUCAUCGGAUCUAGCACCUGUUCUCAAUGGCCUGGAGAGCUCCAGCAUGCCGGACGGGAAGUCUUCUCUGAGAGCUCCACGUGGUUCUGUGUCGCCGUGGGGUUUACCAGGAGGUCCAGGUCUUGCAUGCCGUGGCGCUGCGGAAUCGCCCUGGCGAGCUCCCACAGCAGCCUUUGAGGCACCUCCGGAGCCCUGUGUGCCUGUCUCGCAAAGGCAGCUUCGACCCACGGGGGCUAGCGCAGCCCCACAAACUGGCGUUGCACGUGGAGAAUCAUAG
This is a messenger RNA of Symbiodinium necroappetens, 1470 nucleotides long. The record is from the annotation of a GenBank genome assembly. NCBI's taxonomy places the organism in Eukaryota, Dinophyceae, Suessiales, Symbiodiniaceae.